Messenger RNA from Botrytis cinerea B05.10, 1653 nucleotides. RefSeq lists its product as hypothetical. The record is from RefSeq and is a predicted model, not a curated record. The coding region runs from base 344 to 1420 and encodes 358 amino acids. The transcript has 3 exons. Lineage: Eukaryota; Fungi; Ascomycota; Leotiomycetes; Helotiales; Sclerotiniaceae.
GGAAAAAGAUUGUAUCAAGUGUGAUCUUUCUAUGCUAUGAAUUGAAAAUUGACACUUGUCAAUGGGUUCAUUCAAAACUUGUAAUACUAGACAAUUCCAAAAUAAGAGGUGAUUACUCCAAAGGCCCUUCUUUCAUAUUCUUUACAGUCUUCACUUUUCUUAUCCAGAAGAUACCAUUCUCUCCGAAGGUGAAGCUGUCACGUCGCGUCAACAACAAUUGAUCCGGUUUCGGAAGAUCCCCUUCCAUAACAAUCUCGACUCAGCUUCUUUCAAGAAAACAACUUUGAGAAACAACAACUUUUCCCCAUCCAUUGAUCAAUAAGAUAGAUCGAUAGCAAUCAACAUGGACGAAUUCAAAGUACCAAUGGGAAAACAAAAGACAACAAUUCCAAACAAGGUGGAACAACAGUCUAUUCAAACUCAUGGUGAUUAUUAUAAUCCUCAUGCUGUUGCUGAAUGGGAGGAAUUUUUAAAGUCGGCUCACUAUGGCGCAGUCCUUCCUGCAGGAUAUCUCGAAGUCGAUAAACUCCAAGAUGACCCAACAUUCUGCAUCCAAACUUCCGUUCAUCCCUUGGAGUUGGAAGCUCGAUGCGCAACUCUAAUUGCACAAUUUAAUUCGUUCAAAGGCAUUUCCCCGCAAAAUCGACUUCGUGUCUCCGAUCUUGCUUACUACAAUCUCGCACAUGACACUGCCGAGACCGAAGUUUGGCGUGGAAUCCUCAACUUCCGUCAACCCAAUACGACAUACCUCAGUGCUAUUUCUCCAUUGCAAAACUGCGGGGAUAGCUCCAUGCAAGACCAGCUUGCUGACGCAAACUGGCACCCGGUCUUUGGCCCCAAUUUCUUCCGCCCUGCUCCUCGCGACCCAAGCCUCACGAGUUGGGGAUCGGAAGGUGAUCUUGCUGCUUUUCGCUGCGAGGGCACUUCUGCUAGACUCACGCGCGCACCUACUUUUGGUAGUAGUACUGCUUCGGAUCGCGAAUGGGUUCACAAUGUUGUUAACGGCUACAUGAAUGUCUCAGAUGAGUGGCUUGUAUAUGAUGGGGCCUCGUCAACUUCUGUCGCUCGCUCUAAGAGUGUGAUCAGCAACUGCUCUGCCUUAAUUAAUCAUGAUCAUGAGUGCACUGCUCCAUCUAACCUCUUGCCUGCUUCGCCUGUCAUUAACCUUGGUCCUGCGUCAGCUGCGACAGGUAUUGAGUAUACUGGACCGAACCCAUCAGCAGCUCUCGAACAACGUCUAGAUGAUCAUGUGGAUGCACCUGUCGCCAGAGACGAGAGUGAUUUGGAGAGAGCCAGUCUUCGCAGAGCUGAGCGUCACUACCUAAUCAUUUUCGUACUUGUUGUUUUCAUCUUCGUCGGUGGAUCGAUUGCUGCUAUUAUUGGAGCAUUUGUGUUCGCUGCUAGAAGACAUAUUCUUUAAAUCUUGUUUCCAGAUGUAAUAUAAAUGACAACAAUGGGACGGUAUUGUGUAAUGGUUUAGAUUCUGGUCGGGAAUUCUGAGGUAUUUAGCUGAUAAUUAACGGGUGACUACUUUUUCUUGUUUCAUUGGGGUGUAAUUACGGAAUGGGCCAAGCUGGUUAAUCGGGACGAUUCUUAUAGUGAAUGUCUCUCGGCUAUUAUAUGGAAAAUUAAUAAUUCAAUGCUUUCCUGUCA